Molecule: messenger RNA, 1266 nt
Organism: Pneumocystis jirovecii RU7
Lineage: Eukaryota; Fungi; Ascomycota; Pneumocystomycetes; Pneumocystales; Pneumocystaceae
Exons: 6
Coding region: 1-1266 (421 amino acids)
Source: RefSeq, a predicted model, not a curated record
AUGUCUCAGGAGACAUGGAACCAAAAUCAAAUGUCUCGGCAUUUUCAGGAAAAACAAGCAAUGCGUCAACGAGGAGCAGUUAAACAUAAAAUCCAAAGUAUUCCAUUUGAGAUUCUUCCGGUUUCUUUGCGUUCUCCUAAGUUAUCCCAUGUCGAUACAGGGAGAAAUGAAAAUAAGCCAUCAUCAUUAAUAAAGCACUCAGGGAAAAAGAAUGAUCAUAUAGCAUCACGUCUUUAUGGACCAUUGGCAUUGUCUCCGUCUGUUUCUGCAUUGCGUACUUUGAACGAGUCUCGUCAUAAGAAAAUGAAUCAACAUGGUGAAAGAAUACAUGAAGCUAGUCCUUUGAAAUCUAAACAUGUAUUUCAUAAGUCUUCUGUCUCUUCGUUUGCUCGGAGAACAGGAAGUCCUGCUUCAAAACCUCCUCCAAGAAUAUCAGUAGGGUUAACACCUUUAAAAGAACAAUUUUUAAAUAAUAAUGUUGUGAAUGGAUUUGUAAAGCAACCGGUUAAAAAUAUUACUCCACAUUCAAAUGUUAAGCGUUUGGAAAAGUCUUUAACAGAGAAUGUACAUGGUGAAAAAAUAGUGAAACGUCAAAAAAUAUAUGAAUCACCAGUGAGAGAUUAUCAGAGCCAGCAAGAUAGUGAUAAAGAAGAAUAUAGUGAUACAGACGAUGACGAUCAUGAUUAUGGUUAUGAUGAAACAAAAACAAAAGUUCCGAUUACAGUGCAUAAGUUUUCUGAACGGGGUUCUGGCUCUAUUAAUGAAAUAGAUGUUGUAUCCCAAGUAGUUUUAGGACUGCUAAAACAUUUGCGUAAAAAAACAGAGUCUGCAUAUGCUAAGAAAGUUAUACAUGCAUUCGAAGAAGAAGUUGCUGUUAAGUUUUUGGAGAUGACUGAUAUACUUGACAAUUAUCUUAUUCUUGAUCGUGCUGUUAGAAAAUCUGCUAGAAACAUUGCUCAUUUGCGUAAUGAGCUUUAUACGAUAAGAAAAGUGCGAAAUGAUACUGCUGUAAAAAUGCGUCAUCUUAGACAAUGUCAUAAUGAUGCUAAUAACGAGAACCAGGCAUUGAAAAGUAUUCAGAAUUUUCUUGAAGAUAUAGAGAUUUUGCAUAACAAAAUAUCUCUAAAUACUAAAUAUACAGAAAAGACUGGAGUUGUUUCUUUAUUACAAACUGUAACACCAUUUAUGACAGAAUCAUGGGGUAUAUUAGAUCGUUUAACUACGUUUAAUACUUUUUUAAAAAAGAUUGAUGAAGCGUUAAGUUAA